GUGCCCACCUGGCUGUGGUCAGUACAGGCGCACGUGUGGCGGGGAGUGAGCGUCGACCGGGGCACUGGGCGGCGGACCAUGAGCGUCGUGGCCAGCGACAUCAUCUACGUGCCGCGAGAGGGCUUCCGCGGGGCGGGCCUGGGGUCGCCGGUGGCCUCACCGGACCUGGUGAAGCAGACCGGCGACACGCCCGGCCGCGCCAUAUUCCGCGAGUUCGACCACAGCGCCCGCUGGCAGGCCAAGAACAACGAGAAGAACGCCAAACACAAACAGCUGUUCGGCGUGUUCCGCCACGACGCCUUAAGUUCGACGCAGCUCCGCCAGUGCAGCCAGCUGACCUCCGUGACCACGGGGCCGGCCCCGGGUCAGGUCAGGUCAGGGGAGCACCAGGCGCGACCCUCGCACCACACCGCCAGCAGACGGUCUGUGCCGUCCAUCACAUCUCUAGUGAUGUGAUUCCGCACGCGAGGAGCUCGCGGCUGGACGGGCCCAGGGAAUCGGAUUGGUGAGCGAACUGCCUGCGAUCCACAUGAGCAAAUAUGG
Pollicipes pollicipes is the source of this 543-nucleotide messenger RNA. RefSeq lists its product as uncharacterized. The record is from RefSeq and is a predicted model, not a curated record. Bases 79 to 456 code for a protein of 125 amino acids. The transcript has 4 exons. NCBI's taxonomy places the organism in Eukaryota, Metazoa, Arthropoda, Thecostraca, Pollicipedomorpha, Pollicipedidae.